Phytophthora infestans T30-4 is the source of this 3744-nucleotide messenger RNA. RefSeq lists its product as uncharacterized. The transcript is spliced from 4 exons. The record is from RefSeq and is a predicted model, not a curated record. Gene Ontology annotation, biological process: cyclic nucleotide biosynthetic process; intracellular signal transduction. The coding region runs from base 1 to 3744 and encodes 1247 amino acids. Lineage: Eukaryota; Oomycota; Peronosporomycetes; Peronosporales; Peronosporaceae.
AUGGUCUGGACGACGCUGGCCAUUUCGGCCAUGGGGCUGUCGUGCGUGGCCACGGGGAUCACGAGCUACAGCCUCCGCCGGUCCUGGGACUUGCAGAUUUCCUGCGUACGGUGGGUUUUUUUCAUCUUCUUCGCGUGCUAUUGCCUGUACGCCGCUGCGCGCGUCAUCUGCAUGGUCAUAGUGAGUCUCAGGACCGAGUGGGGGCACUCGAUCAACGACGACUACAUGGACGAACACUACACGACGCUCGGCAUCUUCGCACCGCUGCACUCGCGGGUGUCCAGUGACCCCCUCGUGACGGUAUUUCAGGUUCUUGGCGACUCGGUUCACUUUUCAGUGGCCACGUGGACAUUCCCACUAAUCUACGAGCUUGGCCUAAUAGCCAGCAAGACAAUGGACCGUGGCGCGGAGAAGGAACGAGAACAGAUUCAGCGGUAUCUGUGGAGUGUGUGGCCCGUCAUUGGCGGAUUCACGGUCGCAGAGACCAUUCUGGCCAUAGAUAAAGGGGGUUAUACGACGACGACACAGGCGUUUAAGCUGGCCAUUUACUUUACCAUGUUCGCGAGCUUUUUGUACAUGCUCUUGGUCGUCUUAAGACUCAAGUGGGGCGGCCGAAAGUACGAAAACGUUCAGGGCCAGUUCGUUACGUCGCCCGUUUAUCAACGUAUCUCGCGGAUCCUUGUUAUCUACGCACUCUUUACGCUUCAGUAUCAGCUCGCGUCCGUCAUUUCGUACUCGAGGCCGAACGACAGGGACGACCUUAGCGACUAUACCAGCAUCAGCACCGUCAUAUAUAAUAUUUCUGGCCUUGCCUUGGCCAUCACAACCAUGUGCAGUCAGGCGUGUGUGCUUCAAAUGUGUCGCUGUUGUAUGCCCGACGACGUGGAAGCCCACCUCGAGGCCAGACUCAUGCAACCUGGAGAACUCCUGUCCCCUCGAGAUACCCAGAUCCUCGUUGAAUCGGCCGAGCCGCCGUUAGUAAAUCCGGUGUUUGUCUUCACAGAUAUUCAGCAGUCGAGUGCAUUAUGGGGAGUCGGCGACGGCCUCAUCAUGCAACAGGCCACUGAGAUCCACGACAAUAUCCUGCGCUCAAUGUUGAUGAAAUAUCGUGGCUACGAGAUCACAACCGCAGGCGACGCCUUCCAAUUGGCCUUCCACACUACCCGUGAGGCAGUCGAAUACUGCAUGGACGUGCAGUUGCAAUUACUGGACGCUCCGUGGCCACGUGAACUGCACGGAUUGUUGCCAGCCACUAAGAAACAACGCGCAGGUCGACACUUGGUCUUCCGCGGACUGCGCAUACGUAUGGGCAUCCACGACGCCGUCAACUCGGAUGGUACACUGGUACUGGAUGUCCACGCUGUUACCGGUAAAAUGAUCUACACAGGCGCGUCGGAAGUCAUCGCCAAUGAGAUCGGAGACUUGGGUGACGGCGGCCAGAUCCUCGUCACCAAACGCGUAGCAGACUGGGUCAAUAUGUAUGCAGACCUGGUCGCAAUCCCAUGUUCGGUCGACCGUGUGGGCGAGUACACUGUCCCGCAGAUUAACGCAACGGUGGACGUAUUCCAGGUCCUUCCGGCUGUGUUGGCCAAACGCAAGAAGAAAUUCACGACCAAUGUCGCCUCGACAUUAAAGAGACGUCCCGGCCACGGGGAAAACGGAGCGGCCGGCGCACAUUCCUUCACGGCCAACGACGGGACUCCUCCGGGCAUGAGCAGUAUGGCCGCUCAGCGUCGGCGUCAUCUCUACGCUCUACGCGAACAACGUCGCCAACUGGAACAGGGCGUUUUCGGCCGUCCAGCCUCCCACCAGACGCUGAUGCGAACGGAGAGUGCCCGGCCGAGCUUCGCGUUCGACACGCGCCCAAGUUAUGCGCGUACUACAAGCAUGAUGGAGUGGACGAUGCUGGCCUUCGUUACCAUGGGGUUAUCCUGCGUGGCCACCGGGAUCACGACCUACAGUCUGCGGCGUAACUGGGACCUGCAGAUUUCAAGUGUCCGCUGGCUGUUUUUCAUCUUUUUCCUAUGCUACUUCUUCUUCUGUCUCGGCCGCGUAGUGUUCAUGAUAGCUGGCGUCAUCAAGCCGCUGGACUCCACGACGGAAGUGGGCGAACAGCUUUUGGCCAACCGGUACAGCAAGCUGGGCGUCUUUUCCGUGUUAAACUUUAAGGUGUCCCAUGACGGGCUGGUUACUGUGUUGCUGGUGUGGGGGGACUGUGCGCUCUUCGCAGUAGCCGUGUGGACCUUCCCACUGGCCUACGAGCUCCGACUCAUUGCCACCCGAUCCAUGGAUCGUGGGGCCGAGAAGGAGAACGACCAGAUCCAAUGGUACUCUUGGCGCGUCUGGAUCGUCAUAGCGAGCUUUAUCGUCGUCGAGACAACACUCGCAGCCGUGAAGAAAGGAUACACGACCUAUACACAGCGGUGUCUACUGGCCGUGUAUUUCACGCAGUUCGCCAGCUUCCUGUACAUGGUGUGGAACCUUAUCCGCCUCAAAUGGGUCGGACGGAAGUACGAGAAUGUGCAGGGCCAGUUUGUCACGUCGCCCAUUUAUCAGCGACUUUCUAGGAUCAUGUUCGUAUACGCCAUCUUCAUGCUACAGUUCCAGAUCGCUUCCGUUGUCAUGUACGCUAUGCCGAACCAAGAGUACAAGCUAAUCGACUUUAUCAGCGUCAGCGCUGUCAUCUACUGCACCUCCGGUCUGGCACUCUCUGUUACGACCAUGUGUAGUCAAGCCUGCGUCCUCGACUUCUGCCGCUGGUGUUUGCCCGACGACGUUGAAGCCCAAGUUGAAGCGCGCCUCAUGCAACCCGGAGAACUGCUGUCACCGCAAGAUGCGCAGGUGCUCGUCGAGUCGGUCGAGCCUCCUCUAGCGAACCCUGUGUUUGUUUUCACAGAUAUCCAACAAUCAAGUGCGCUAUGGGGCGUCGGCGACGGAUUUAUCAUGCAACGGGCGACCGAGAUCCACGACAAUAUUCUACGAUCCUCACUCAUGAAGUACCGAGGAUACGAAAUCACGACCGCAGGUGACGCGUUCCAGUUGGCCUUCCAUACAGUUCGUGAGGCCAUUGAGUACUGUUUGGACGUACAGAUGCAGCUUCUGGAAGCUCCGUGGCCGAAAGAGUUGCACGUGUUACUACCGGCGACUAAGAAGGUGCGUUCAGGCCGUCACCUCCUUUUUUGUGGCCUGCGUGUUCGCAUGGGGAUCCACGACGCCGUGGAUUCAGACGGACCAUUAAUACUGGACGUACACGCGGUGACGGGGAAAAUGACGUACACCGGCGCGUCCGAAGUGAUUGCGAACGAGAUUGGAGAUAUCGGCGACGGCGGUCAGAUUCUGGUCACGAGACGCAUAGCGGACUGGUUGUUCAUGUACGCGGAUCUGGUGGUCAUCCCGUGUUCAGUUGAUCGCGUGGGAGAGUACACGGUUCCAAUGAUCAACGCGACGGUGGAGGUGUUCCAGGUGAUUCCACUGGAGCUGGUCAAACGCAAGAAGAAAUUCACGACGACACUGAAGAAGCGCGUGGGUACGCAUCCGUACGGCAGUUCUCAGUCUAUUAAUGACAACACGCCGCCUGGUUUGAGCUCGGAGGCCGCUGAACGCAGGCGUAACCUGUACGCGUGGCGUGAACGGCGUCGCCAACUGGAGCAGGUUGCACUUAAUCGUCACGCGUCCUCCCACACAAUGCUGCUGGCUGAUUCUGCCGACUAUGAAUGGGGCGUCGUGGGCAGUAGCACUUUGUAA